Juglans regia (Persian walnut) is the source of this 1152-nucleotide messenger RNA. Its product is annotated as BCL-6 corepressor-like protein 1. NCBI's taxonomy places the organism in Eukaryota, Viridiplantae, Streptophyta, Magnoliopsida, Fagales, Juglandaceae. The transcript is spliced from 3 exons. The record is from RefSeq and is a predicted model, not a curated record. The coding region runs from base 58 to 981 and encodes 307 amino acids.
GUUCUCUUCGUCUCACUCACACUCUUAUACUCAUCUCACUCUCAAAUUUUUUCUGUAAUGGCUCGCUUAAGCAUUCCUUCAUUAAUGGCAGUGCUGGUAGCAUUUUCUGUGGCCUCCACCAUGGCACAGCCCCCGGCGCCGUCUCCCUCAAAAUCCCCACUAGCGAGUCCACCAACGAAAGUCAUUGCUCCUGUGCAGUCUCCGGCCGCUACGACUCCCGCAUCUGCACCGUCUCCUGUGAAGACUCCGCCGACAAGUGCUCCAUCCCCGACAGUGGUGACCUCUCCGCCGUCGCCUUCCCCUGUUUCUCCUGAGGCUUCGGCGAGCCCUCCUGCGUCAAUUGCUGCUACGCCUUCGGAAGCUCCCGGGCCGGCGGAGAACAGCGCGGGUUUGAGCAGAGUCGGGUUCGCUGGAUCUCUGGGCGUCGGAGUAUUCGCAGCAGCAGCUUUGCUUUUUUGUGGUCCCAAGUACAACACGUCUUUCUAUUAUCUGCACCGUCCUAUUUCCGACCGUUACAAGCAAAGCCUGCUUCGUCUUUCACAGAUCCUCCACAUUCUCUCAGUAUCACAGUUUUUCAUCCUCGCACAUUCUCACUCCCUCCGUCUAUUCGAAACUCGUAGAAUGGCUCACUCAGGCAUUUUCAUUCUUAUGCUACUGACCGCAAUGUUGGUGGGCUCCACCAUAGCACAAUCUCCAGCGUCGUCCCCGAAGACAUCUCCACCGGUCUCGUCUCCCACCUCUCCGGCUGUGACUCCUCCAGUUUCUGCUCCUUCUCCUCAGGCGGCUGCUCCAUCUCCGACUGCAGUUAACUCUCCUCCGUCGCCGUCUCCCGCGUCCUCCGAAGCUCCGGCGAGCCCUCCCUCAUCGAUCUCGCCACCGUCCGAAGCACCGGGACCGGCCCAGAGCGGUGCCGUUUCCAACCGUCUCGCACUCGCUGGAUCUGUGGCUCUUGCGGUAUCCGCUGGGUUUUUGAUGAUCUAGAUGUGAUAGAGCUGCUCGGACUAUUUUACCAUGAGGCUUACAGAUCCUUAAUUAUUUGUUUAUGUACUUAAUAAUAUUCAUUUCGGCCAUUUAAUUUAGGACAUAUAAAUUUCUUGUUACAUUCUUUGAGGUUUGUUUUAUAUAUAUAAUCAGUUUAUCAAUUUUUUAAAA